Nicotiana tabacum (common tobacco) is the source of this 537-nucleotide messenger RNA. NCBI's taxonomy places the organism in Eukaryota, Viridiplantae, Streptophyta, Magnoliopsida, Solanales, Solanaceae. The record is from RefSeq and is a predicted model, not a curated record.
AUGGAUCAGAGAAUUUUACUUGCAGUGACUCUCAUGUGCAUUGCGGUGGCCGGUGUCACAGCUCAGUCCCCUGCAGCUGCACCAACAACAACAUCAAAGCCUUCUACUUCUCCCGCUACCUCACCAGCUACUGCUCCACCGACUCCUACCGUCACUUCCCCAGUGAGCUCACCACCAACCACGGUUCUAGUGAGCUCACCACCACCUAGUUCUCCUCCAGUUGCUGUUCCAGUGAGCUCACCAACAGCCGUGACUCCUGCUCCUAGCAAGAGCAAGAGUAAGAAGAUGGUUAAGAAGCACAAUGUAUCUUCACCGGCACCUGCUCCUGAGUUGAUGGGACCACCUGCACCUCCUAGCGAAGCUCCUGGACCUAGCCUUGAUUCUGAUUCUCCUAGCCCAUCUCUAAAUGAUGAGAGUGGAGCAGAAAAAUUGAAGGUAGUAGGAAGCCUGCUACUAGCUGGGUUGAGCUGGUUCUUCUUCUUCCAGAGAGAGACUGCUGCUUACCUUCUUUACAUAUUAGAUUUUGUCCAAAUUUGA